GGCAUCGUCCAACUCACCUGUUUUCAUUUUGUAUGCCAUUCAUUGAACUAUAGGGCCGGACAGCAUGGCCUCUCCCAUGCACCAUCUUGUCUUUACCGGCAUAUGCAUCCUGGUCCUGCGGGAACUAAACGGGAUCGUUACGGAGCCGUACAUGGACGAACCAUUUCAUGUUCCACAGGCGCAGGCGUACUGUCGGGGAGAGUUCUCGUACUGGGAUCCCAAGAUUACCACUCCUCCAGGACUCUACGUCGUGAGCUGGGUAUUGAAGAAGAUAUUCCUCUUCAAGUGCAACUUGCAAAUGCUGCGACUGACACCCAUGCUCGCCCUAGUCGCGCUUCCCAUAGCAUUAACUCAUCUCCUAAGCUAUCAUCAGCGCGUUCGACCGCCGUCGUCGCUGCUCGCGCCGACGCUGGAAUCGGUCGUUCUCUCCGCUUUCCCAAUUGUUUGGUUCUUCGGAUUCCUAUACUACACGGAGGUCCCGAGUCUCCUCUUCGUGGUGUUGACUGUGGUAGCAGCGUCCCAAGGAAAGCACUGGCUAGCCGGGCUGUUAGGCCUCGUCAGUUGCACGUUCCGCCAGACAAACGUUGUAUGGGUUCUGUACGCCUACGCUUCGAGCCAGCUGAUGUACCUGCGGUUCCGUCGCGCGGCUCCGAAUGGGAGUAUGCCUGCCAAAUUGCAUGACCCGCCCGCGCUGGAGGCUGGCCCUGGUGAUUUACUGCGAUCUAUCCUAAGCGCACCCAGAGUCCUCCCCGAUGUGUUGCCGAAGUUUAUUCCCUACGGAAUUGUGGUUGCAUUGUUCGGCGCCUUUGUUGUAUGCAAUGGCGGGAUCGUCUUGGGUGAUAAAUCCAAUCACAUACCUUCCUUUCAUAUCCCGCAACUGUACUACUUCCUUGGAUUUGUGACCAUUUUUGGAUGGCCAGUUCUCGUCAGUGGCCCGGGAGGACUUAAAUCGCUAAUCAAGGAAGUCCGGUAUAGAAUGUUUGGAAAUUUGCGGCGCUCGUUGGUCACUGCCAUUGUCUCUGCAGUAAUGGCGGUCACUGUAUACAAGUUCACGAUACAUCACCCUUUCUUGCUCUCUGACAAUCGCCACUAUACAUUCUACGUCUGGCGGCGCAUAUUUAUGCUGCAUCCAGUAGUGCCUUAUCUCCUGAUACCAGGGUACAUAGCCUGCGCAUGGGCGUGGUUCCUGCGUGUUGGACGCGACCAGACCUUACUCCAAACCCUCUUACUGCCCGUCUUUGUGCUGCCCACCCUCCUUCCAACCCCCUUGCUUGAACCUAGAUACUUCCUCAUUCCCUAUGUUCUGCUGCGCGCGCAGGUGCCAGAUGUCCCGGGUUGGGGCGUGCUCUUGGAGGGGGCGUGGUACGCAGCGAUCAACGCGGCGACAAUGUGGGUGUUUUUGUACCGAGAAAGGGAGGGUGUUGGUCGGUUCAUGUGGUAG
This is a messenger RNA of Gloeophyllum trabeum ATCC 11539, 1441 nucleotides long. Its product is annotated as glucosyltransferase. Gene Ontology annotation, molecular function: dolichyl pyrophosphate Glc2Man9GlcNAc2 alpha-1,2-glucosyltransferase activity. The record is from RefSeq and is a predicted model, not a curated record. Gene Ontology annotation, cellular component: endoplasmic reticulum. Bases 65 to 1441 code for a protein of 458 amino acids. The transcript is spliced from 9 exons. Gene Ontology annotation, biological process: dolichol-linked oligosaccharide biosynthetic process; protein N-linked glycosylation. Lineage: Eukaryota; Fungi; Basidiomycota; Agaricomycetes; Gloeophyllales; Gloeophyllaceae.